CGUCACCGUGUCAUGUCGACGGGCGGCGUGCGCCAUCUUGAAGCGAAACCAAAUCACGGGCAGAUCCCGCGCGCCUCCGCUCGCUCUCAAUCCGCGCUCGUUCACACCGACCGCCCGGCUGAGCUCGAGGAUAAACCGCAUUGAAGGCUCCAGGCACAGGCACAGGCGAUGAUGGCAGGGGUUGGUGGAGGCAAUGAUUUCCAGUGGUGCUUCUCCCAGGUCAAAGGAGCCAUAGAUGAAGAUGUUGCAGAAGCGGACAUUAUCUCAACUGUUGAAUUUAACUAUUCGGGGGAGUUAUUAGCCACAGGAGACAAAGGGGGAAGAGUCGUCAUAUUUCAGCGAGAACAGGAGAGUAAAAACCGGCUGCUCUCAAGAGGGGAAUACAACGUGUACAGCACCUUUCAGAGUCACGAGCCUGAGUUUGAUUACUUGAAAAGUUUAGAAAUCGAGGAGAAGAUCAAUAAAAUCAGAUGGCUCCCGCAACAAAACGCUGCACACUUUCUCCUGUCUGCAAACGACAAAACCAUCAAACUAUGGAAGAUCAGCGAAAGGGACAAACGAGCAGAAGGAUACAACCUUAAAGAUGAAGACGGAAGACUGCGAGAUCAGUUUCGGAUCACAACACUACGGGUUCCUGUGCUGAUGCCGAUGGAUUUGAUGGUGGAAGCAAGCCCGCGCAGAAUAUUUGCAAACGCACAUACAUAUCACAUCAAUUCCAUUUCUGUAAAUAGUGAUUAUGAAACAUACCUUUCUGCAGACGACCUCAGAAUAAACCUCUGGCAUUUAGAAAUCACAGAUAGAAGUUUUAACAUUGUAGAUAUAAAACCAGCCAAUAUGGAGGAGCUGACGGAGGUGAUAACGGCGGCCGAGUGUCACCCACACCAGUGUAACGUCUUUGUGUACAGCAGUAGUAAAGGAACCAUCCGCUUGUGUGAUAUGAGGGCCGCCGCGCUCUGCGAUAGACAUAGCAAAUUUUUUGAGGAGCCAGAAGAUCCCAGCAGCCGGUCGUUCUUCUCAGAAAUCAUUUCCUCCAUAUCUGACGUCAAGUUCAGCCACAGCGGUCGAUACAUGAUGACCCGCGAUUACCUCUCCGUUAAGGUUUGGGACCUGAAUAUGGAGAACCGGCCCGUAGAGACCUACCAGGUACAUGAGUACCUACGAAGCAAGUUGUGCUCGCUCUACGAGAAUGACUGCAUUUUCGACAAGUUUGAGUGCUGUUGGAACGGUUCAGACAGUGCCAUUAUGACGGGUUCCUACAACAACUUCUUUAGGAUGUUUGACAGGAACACGCGCAGGGACAUCACACUGGAGGCGUCGAGGGAGAACAGUAAACCCCGUGCCAUGCUCAAACCACGCAAGGUCUGCACAGGCGGCAAACGGAAGAAAGACGAAAUCAGCGUGGACAGCCUGGACUUCAACAAGAAGAUCCUACACACCGCCUGGCACCCGAAAGAGAACGUGAUAGCUGUGGCCGCCACCAACAACCUGUAUAUAUUCCAGGACAAAAUUAAUUAAAAAAGAGAGAGAGAGAGAGUGAUCUAAAAACCAAGAAGAAACAAAAAUAAAGAAAAAGAAACAUCCCCUCCUCCCCAUUUCCCCCCUGCGCAGGUCGGAGGAUGCUCAAGAAUUCUCAUACUUUGCAAUGAUAAGCCUAGUCGUUAAAUCUGUAAGAGAAAUAUGGCCCUGUUGUUGACCCAACAAAGAAGUUAAGCACUUGUUUUUCAAACCAGGAAGCUGAGAGACAGACCUUAUAUAUUAGAAAAAAAUUAAUAAAGAAACUCUUUGGGAGGGCGUCAAUAAUUCACGACGACCCCAAACUAAAACAUAAAAUCUAAAUCAAGGAAGAAGGCCGAUAUCAACUUACCCUCCAGUAACGGAACCAAUACCAAUCAGCAUUAAGAGGCUUGAUCUACUUUGCUAAAGUCGUACAUGUAUUCGUCUUUCGUCUGAGCCUUACGUUUUUAUGAUUUGACGACCAAAAGUACGGAAACGCACCAGAAUGGGUAACGUCUCGCUGUCAAUCGUAUGUACUCACUGUUCGAAAUCCAGGCCUUCAUGAGCGUUUAUUUAAUGCCUGUUAACAUUCCUUCCCCUUGCCUGACUCUCAGGCCUUCAAGUUCUACCUUUUAAGCACUUAAAACAGGUCUCCAUUUUGGUCAGUGCACAGUUUUGUUUGUUUCUUCCCCAUUUCUCUCGGUUUUAUUUUAUACAACGUUUUUUUUUUUUUUUUCUUGUUUUCUCAUGCAUAAUAAUAUCUACUCACUGACUGUAUCUAUAUAUUACACCAUCUGGUGUCAAACCACUUAAUAAAAGUAACAUAACAUUA
Molecule: messenger RNA, 2326 nt
Organism: Carassius auratus (goldfish)
Lineage: Eukaryota; Metazoa; Chordata; Actinopteri; Cypriniformes; Cyprinidae
Product: serine/threonine-protein phosphatase 2A 55 kDa regulatory subunit B delta isoform
Exons: 10
Coding region: 169-1515 (448 amino acids)
Cellular component (GO): protein phosphatase type 2A complex
Molecular function (GO): protein phosphatase regulator activity; protein binding
Source: RefSeq, a predicted model, not a curated record